This is a messenger RNA of Hyla sarda, 3816 nucleotides long. RefSeq lists its product as uncharacterized. The record is from RefSeq and is a predicted model, not a curated record. Gene Ontology annotation, cellular component: ribonucleoprotein complex. Gene Ontology annotation, molecular function: single-stranded RNA binding. Bases 263 to 2167 code for a protein of 634 amino acids. Gene Ontology annotation, biological process: retrotransposition. NCBI's taxonomy places the organism in Eukaryota, Metazoa, Chordata, Amphibia, Anura, Hylidae. The transcript is spliced from 2 exons.
UGGAUUUAUUGGUGGCGUUAAAUAGGAGCUGUAUAAAUCCAUAAGCAGUGAGCUCCCCCUAGUGGUGGCUGCAGGCAGGUAGAAUUUUUGGAGCUCGAUAUCUCAAAAUUUCUAAUUGCUAUAAAAGAUACAGUAUUGGACUUGUGUUGAGUAGAUUAAAAGUAAAUUAAAUAGGGGCGUGGCUUGACAUGGCGGAGUGAGGACGCGUUUUGUUGGAGCUCCGGUCCUGCACCCACCAUAAGCCAGAUUCCAGCACACUUCCAUGGGAGGAAAUUCUAAGAAACCCAGGAGAAGGACCCGCUCCAGACCCCCUUCCCCUGUGAGGACUCUGUUGCCGUACCUGACGCGCUCCCAGCCCCGCAGGAGCGCCUCUCUCCCUCCUGGCUCCAUGGCUGCCUGUGCUCCCGCGGCCGCGGCUACCACACCACCGGCAGCUACCUCAAGGACCUCCACCUCACCGCUGGCGGCAAUACCGGGUGCGUCCCUGGACUCGGGCAUGCCUUCAUCGGCUCCAGCAGCCCCGCGGCAGUCUCUCCCUCCGGUGCGGCCUUCCCCACCUUCGGCAGCUGUGGACGGCGCUCCCCAAGAUGGCGGCGGGGAAGUGCGCACGUCCGGGCACCUGCAGCCUGCAAUCUCUCUCCAGCUGGAGUCUCGUCAGGCGUCCGAGGGGGGACCCAAGGUAAGGGGCGCAUAUUCUACACCCGCUCCCGCUGAUGGUGCUCCCGGUCCCGGCGGGCUGCCGGGUGGGGGACAGCAUAAUCCCCAGCCCUUACCCCAGCCUGUAGGGCCCCCCUCUAUGGGGAUCACUGGGGGCCCUUCUCCUCCUGCAGCCCGGGUACUGGACCUGGCCCCUGAUGAGUGGCCCGCUGUUCCUGCAGGCUUGUCCCCCCCAGCUCUGGCUCCAUGCAUUACAUCGCAGGCCUCUCCAUCCCCUGCCGGCCUGGAUCCUGCUGUGUCACCAUCCUGGGCCUCAGGCUCACCCUGGGACUCCCCUCUGCACUUGCCUCAGGAUACAGUUCAGCCGCUGUACUCAUCCCCAGGAAUUCCUCCUCCAUUGGCCCCCAGCAGUGGGCCCCCCCAUCCGUCCUCUCCAGGAUUGCCACCUAGUUUAGAGGGGACUCCAGCGGUUUUUCAUGCUCCUUCCCCCACACCGGCUGUACUGUCGCUGCCCCAUACCCAUUGGGGGACCCUCAUGUACCCAGGACACUCUCAGCUUUCCCCAGCGGACCGUCCUGUCACCUUGGCGGACCUCCGCACCCUGGUGGCCUCUCUCCCUACCAAAAAUGACCUCUCAUCACUGGCUAAACAAAUAGUCGCUGAGUGCAAAGAAGAAUUUGUUCAACUGCGUCAGGAUGUGUCGGCGCUGACCGCCCGUGUGGUGGGGGUAGAGGAGACGCAGGCGUCUUCCUCUUCUGCUGUCCAGGCCUUACAAGCAGUGGUGAAACAACAUAGUGACCAGCUCUUCACUCUACAACAGCACCUCGACGACGUUGAGAACCGUAACAGACGCAACAAUAUUCGCCUUCGGGGGCUCCCGGAGGCGGUGGGUCCGGAGGAACUUUACCCUGCUUUACUGUCUAUCUUCAAUGACCUGUUGGAGCGGGCCCCUGAUGUCCACAUUGAGCUGGACCGUGCACAUCGGGCCUUGAGACCCCCUAGUCAAGAUGAUCAGCACCCCAGGGAUGUGAUAUGUAGAGUGCACUACUAUGCUCUCAAAGAGGACAUUCUCAGGGCGGCCAGGGCCCGCAGACGCAUCUAUUACAAGGACAUACAAGUGCAGUUGUUUCCGGACUUGUCCAGACACACCUUGGCUCAAAGGGCGACGCUCAAACCAGUGCUGGAGGCUUUGAGGGAGCGAGACAUCCCUUAUAGGUGGGGGUUCCCGUUUGCCCUGACUGUCCGUAGAAACGGGAAAACCUUUACCCUGCGCUCUCCUGCUGACGUUCCAGCCUUCCUGAAGGACUUGGACUUGCCUGCCAUCCCUAUCUCGGAUUGGCCACAGAUUUCCUCUGGAGCCCCGAAACGCUCUGUACCAAGAUCCCCUCAGCAGCCCUUUAAGAUGUCUCGACCUGACCUGCCCCCCCGACCUGGCCGCCGACAAAGGCUGGUGACCCGAUGGGACACUAGCUCUCCCAGCCCUCAGAUUGUGCAGUCUCCCCACACUUGAUACUGUUAGAAAUGUUAUUGCUGUGUUUUAUGGGUUUAUAUUCUCCUCCCUUUUCACAGUGUUUGUGUUUGUCCUGUUUGGUGGCUGAGGCGGACCGGCUGUCUGACCCUUUUCUAGUGCCUACCUGCUGAUGGCUGAUCUUAACAUUGCCUCGUUCAACGCUAAAGGCCUCAACAUCCCGGCGAAGCGAACACAGAUCCUGCACCACUUCCACAAGCGUAAGACCCAUAUCCUUUGUUUGCAGGAAACCCAUUACAAAACCGGCCACACCCCGACCCUUACUAAUAGACACUUCCCAGUAUGGUUCUGUGCCAAUAACUCUGCCUCGCGUUCAAAGGGUGUAGCGAUAGCUUUACAUAAGUCUCUGACACAUCAGGUUACCAAUGUGGUAAUCGACCCCCAUGCCAGAUACAUUGUUCUCACCCUGCUGAUUGGUGGUAGAGCCAUCACCAUCAUCAACGUGUAUGCACCUAAUCAGGGCCAGUGUGACUUUCUCGUCCGACUGGUUGACUCUGUGUUGCCAGUGGCUCAGGGGACCGUGAUCUGGUGUGGGGAUCUUAACCUGACCCUAGAUCCUACCCUAGACAACUCCUCAGGCCACUCUAGCUUGUCCUAUGCGGCAAUUAAGAGAGUAAAACGCUCCUUAGCCCAACUUCAGUUAUGUGAUGCGUGGCGCCUACAACACCCCUCGGAUAGGGACUAUAGCUACUACUCCCCUCCCCAUGAUUCCUAUAGUCGCCUAGAUUACAUUUUAAUUCAACACUCUGCCCUCACUUGGCUGAACGGAUCGGACAUCGGUAGCAUCAUCUGGUCAGACCAUGCCCCCGUGUUCUGUUCCCUCCAUCUACCACACCUGACUAAGUCAGCCUGGUCAUGGCGGUUGAACGAGUCUCUUCUUCUGGACCCAGCAUGCAUGGCAGAUCUCACCAGGGCUGUUUCUGAUUUCACUUUCGUUCAUGUCUCUGAUUCCACGGCCCCAUAUACCCAGUGGGAGGCCCUUAAGUGUGUCCUCCGUGGCGUUCUCAUCAGACACGGUUCUCGCUUGAAGCGGGAGAGGGCCCACACCCUUACGGCAGCUUUAGCUAGGGUUUCUUCGUUGGAGCUGGCACACAAACGGUCACUCUCCCGUCCUGUCUUACAGGACUUACAGCUGGCUCGCUUGGAGGUGAAAAGCCUCUUGGAGGCUUCCUGGGGCCGUUGGCUCCAAAUGGGACGCAGUAAAUUUUACGAAUAUGGGAACAAGAGUGGCCGGAUGCUUGCCAGGGCUUUGAAGACUCGCCUGUCCCAAUCUCAUAUCCCCUCUAUCAGGACCCCAGCUGGGACGAUGGUGCACACCACGGAGGAAAUUGAAUCUGUUUUUCACUCCUUCUUCUCUGAUCUGUAUCACCUCCCGAUUCCCGGGCCCUCCCACCUCCCAGACCCUCCUUCACCCUUCCCGGCUCUCUCCGCAGUCGAGAGGGAGGCGCUGGACGCCCCCUUUUCCCCCGAGGAACUUGAAUCGGUGAUUCGUGCCCUCCCGGGGGGCAAAAGCCCAGGCCCUGAUGGCUACACUGCCAAGUUUUAUAAAUCACUGUUGGAUUCUAUUUCUCCUCUUCUGCUGAAAGCGUUUAAUUCCAUCUCCCCUGACUGCCCACUGCCUCCCGCCUCUU